GCAACGGACGAAAUAAACCAGAACAUCGUUCUUCAAGCCAAGGACCCUUGUCGUCCAUUAGAGCAGUAAUCAAGAGAUCUUCUCGGACUUCUAUUCAGAGUGAACUUCAUAGAGAUAGGAGGCGCCCAGAGAUCACCAUUGUGGCAGCUGAGCCAUUGAGGCCAGCCUCGUGGUUUCCAGGAGCUCCACCCCCAGGACUGGGAUUUUCCCCAUCUUCUGCUGCAGGCCCUUGGAGGCCAAAUGAGUUGGUUCCUGCUGAGCUCCCACCAUCCUAUGAACAAGUCAUAAAAGAAAUAAACCAAGUUCAAGUUAAUACUACAAAUAAUAAUAAUGCUGCUGCCACUCCAAGGCACACUAUUACUUCUGCAACUCAGACUGACUUUUCAGAAGAAAUAGACAACGAUCUGCCUCAAACACUCCAGGCACCUCUCAAGCAGCCUUCCCCAGCAGUCUCAUCUGGCAAUCUUUCAACAAAUGUGGCACCUUUAAUAGUUUUUGAUAUUUCUGAAGAACAGAAUUGUCCAGAAAACCCCAGUGCCACAAGAUGUCCAGUGCCAAAACCAAGAUCAAAAAGCAACCUCAGACCAGUAGCCAGAGGUACUCACAUUAAAGAGCAAAGUCACCAGAAAAUCAGCACAGUAGCCACAGAAGAGGAGUCAUCCCCAGGCUGGCCCCAGUCUCUGUUGGACAAUACCAACGACUUAGACAGUCAGGCAGCGAUGAACAUUAUGAACACAGAACAAAGCCAAAAUAGUAUUGUUUCAAGAAUCAAAGCAUUUGAAGGUCAGACAAAUACAGAAACCUCAGGACUGCCCAAGAAACCAGAAAUUACUCCCCGUACGCUUCCCUCGAGGCCUACUGUUUCCUCAGGGAAACCCUCUGUGGCUCCCAAACCAGCUGCUAACAGAGCUUCUGGAGAAUGGGACUCUUGGACUGAAAGCAGACUCAAGGUGACUUCCAAGGAAGGGCUUACCCCAUACUCUCCACCACAAGAAGUGGGAAGCAUCCCAGUAACCAAACCUGAAUUGCCAAAGAAACCAAAUCCUGGCCUUAUAAGAAGUGUUAAUCAUGAGAUAAUGGGAAGAGGGCCCCUGUCAGAGAGCCUUGAUGGUGGGAAGAAAGUCCCAACUCCUGCUCCACGGCCUUUGCUGCCGAAGAAAUCACUUUCCUCAGAAGAUCCCACCUACCCUCCGCUGAAACCCAUCACUGUUCCUCCCCGACUUUCAGUGGCAUCACAAGCCAAAGCAUUCAGGUCACUGGGAGAAGGGCCCCCGGCUAAGCCCCCAGGUCCAAUUCUGCAAAGCAAGCCCCAGGGUGAUAUCGACCUGAUCAGCUUUGAUGAUGAUGUUUUACCCACCCCAUCUGGGAACCUGGCUGAAGAAUCUAUUGGUUCAGAGUUGGUUCUAGAUCCCUUUCAGCUCCCCACAAAAACAGAACCAACAAAAGAACAAGCAGUUCAACAAGCACCCACCAGGAAGCCCACUGUAAUUCGAAUUCCAGCCAAACCAGGAAAAUGUUUACAUGAGGAUCCACAAGGCCCACCUCCUCUUCCUACUGAAAAACCUAUUGGAAACACUUAUAGUGUAGUAUCUGGAAAACUCAGUAAUAUUGACAGAACUAGAAACUUGGAAUCCAGCCACACUGGUCAUAUAGGAGGUUUUGUGCGAGGACCCCCAAGGUUGCCACCAAGACCUGUAAAUGGAAAAACCAUUUCAACUCGACAGCCUCCUCCCAAGGUGCCCCCUGAGAGACCACCUCCCCCGAAACUGUCUGCGACCAGAACAUCAAAUAAAAAACUGCCCUUUAAUCGGUCCUCUUCCGACAUGGAUCUUCAGAAAAAACAAAGUAACUUGGCAUCUGGACUCUCAAAAGCCAAGAGUCAAGUCUUUAAAAAUCAAGAUCCGGUGCUACCCCCUCGCCCCAAACCAGGACACCCUCUCUACAGUAAAUACAUGCUGUCUGUGCCUCAUGGAAUUGCCAAUGAAGACAUUGUCCCACAAAACCCUGGAGAUCUCUCUUGUAAGCGUGGGGACGUACUUGUGAUGCUGAAGCAGGCAGAAAAUAAUUACUUGGAAUGCCAAAAGGGAGAAGAUACUGGCAGAGUCCACCUGUCUCAGAUGAAGAUUAUUACUCCACUUGAUGAACAUCUUAGAAGCAGACCAAACGAUCCAAUCCACGCUCAGAAGCCUGUUGACAGUAGCACUCCUCACGCUGUUGUUCUUCAUGAUUUUCCAGCAGAGCAAAUUGAUGAUUUGAACCUCACUUCUGGAGAAAUUGUUUAUCUUUUGGAAAAGAUAGAUACAGAUUGGUACAGAGGGAACUGUAGAAACCGGAUUGGCAUAUUUCCUGCCAACUAUGUCAAAGUCAUUGUUGAUAUUCCAGAAGGAGGAAAUGGGAAAAGAGAAUUCGUUUCAUCUCAUUGUGUUAAAGGCCCAAGAUGUGUUGCUCGGUUUGAAUAUGUUGGCGACCAGAAGGAUGAGUUAAGUUUCUCAGAGGGAGAAAUUAUUAUUCUUAAAGAGUAUGUGAAUGAGGAAUGGGCGAGAGGAGAGCUUCGAGACAGAACUGGGAUUUUCCCCCUAAACUUCGUGGAACUUGUUGAGGAUUAUCCCACCUCUGCUGCAACUGUUUUAAGCACAAAGAUACCACUAAAAACCAAAAAAGAAGAUUCUGGCUCAAAUUCUCAGGUAGGCUGCCUGAACAGAAAACUAUAUAAUAAGUUCCAUUCUUUAGGACUGGUUACUCAUGUACAUGACAAGAGGGCUAAGGUUGGAGAUAUAAUAACAGAGCUGGAAUCUGUAGAUGAUGACUGGAUGAGUGGAGAACUAAUGGGAAAAUCUGGAAUAUUUCCCAAAAACUAUGUUCAGUUUCUACAAGUCAGCUAAAGGUGAAGCUUGACUGUGUUUGUUGACACAAGAACUCACUUGAACUAUCACUUUGACUAUCAGAUACGUUUUUGCACUAUUUUUUUAACUGAAAAAGAAAUAUCUAAGCUGUACAUGGUACACUAGAAUUUUCUGAAAGGAGAAAACUUCUAGAUUUUGUUGUUAGCUUUCAUUACAGUAGAAACAUGCACAUGGAAACGCAUGAGCUUGGAUUCUACCAAGGAAAAUAUCUAGCAGGAUUAGCAAGGGAGACACAUUUCCCCGGGGAAAGCAUCUGAUGACAUGGCAGCACAGGGAAGCUCACAAGCAAAAGUUGCACUUGGACAUCUAUUUUAAUCAGCACAAGUGAAUUAACAGUGCUUCUUCAUUUUUUACUUUUGUUUAAAAAGAGGAUGUUUGACAUUCUAUAUCAUGUAACUAUCAGGACAUGGUUGGUAAUCUAAAUUUCAUUUUUGAUAUUCAGAUUAAUUCUUACAGUUUGAAUGCAUUAGACUUAUUACCUGGGCUAGUCUUUCCUUCAGGAGAGAUCAUUUAAUGACUAGUUGGAGCAUUUGUAAGCACAUAGUGAAAUCAGUUCAUGCUCACCAAAUGCUUCUUGUGUUACUGUGUUUUCCAUUUGUCCAAGGAUUUGAAGGUGGUCAAAAUGUGAUGUAUCUUACCUACUCAAAAGAACCAAAAGCAUCCCUGAAAUGCCUAGCUAAUACAACUAACCCUUCCAUAUACACGCUAUACUUAUUUCUUUCCUCGAUGUAUACUUUAUGUUAACCGGGUUAUUAUAAAGCAUACUUUCUGAAUCUGCAAUCAUUCCUUUGACAAUUACUGGUACCCAAAGGAAAAUUCAUUUUCUUUGCAUUACCCCAGUAAUAUAUAAAAGCUGUGUCUUGUUAUAGUAGUGCAUUAUGAAUCACAAAUAAUAUCUUAGAAUACGGAACAGCUGUUAAGAUGGAAAACAAUGCCAAACCCCCAAAGCUCGUUUCUUUACAAUGUAAUCAGAAUGAAAAAUAAUUUAGAGGACUGAAGACUGGUACUUUUUUGUUUUAUUUUUUCCCUAGCUCAUCCCUGCAUAAUUAUUAGAGUAAAUAAAAAAACCACUUUCUUGCUAUCCAUUGUUGUACAUUCUAAGCUUAAGAUAAAAGUGGUUCUUUUCAUGACUGAUUCAAUUACAGUUUAUGGGCUAAAGCCAAAUAGGUUGAAGACAAUCUUCCAGACAGAUCAAUGGAAUAGAAUUUUAUCGGAAAUGUAGAACACUUUCCCAACAAUGUUUAUGACUUUCUUCUAUUUUGGGAAGAGUUUCAUAUGCUGGACCACUUUUUGCUUUUGUUAUUUUUUCCGAUUGUCCAAAAAGUUAGGCCAUCAAUGGUUACACCAUUAUGGGAACACCACAUAGAGUUCUGUAGGGAAGAUAAUAUUUACUUUGUAUUUUACUAAAGUUAAUCUCCCAGUUAUGUGGUUACAUUUGGUUUUGGAGUAUGAGAACUUUUUUCUACAUGUUUGUGGUAAAGAAGAGAAUAUAAAGAAAAUUCUUGUCAAAUUUCAUUCGAAACUAAUUUCAUGAGAAAUGGGUCACUCAAAGCAUUAUCCAAACUAAAUUCUCAAUUGCAGCAAGGUGUACAACAGCAAGAAGUGGGUGGGGACAUGGAAUGGAACAGGAGGUAUAUUAUCUUUGCUUGUGUAAUUUUAACAUCUUAUAUUGAAGAUUCUGAAAACCUGUUUUUAUUGGAGAAAAAUAUCCCCCUUAAAUUUUGGCCUUCUGUCAGCAGAAUGAUAAGUGCAAUAGUUGUAAAUCUACUUGACACUAUAAUAAACUGAACCGAACUUUC
Messenger RNA from Propithecus coquereli (Coquerel's sifaka), 4702 nucleotides. RefSeq names its product SH3 domain containing 19 (gene SH3D19). The transcript has 19 exons. Gene Ontology annotation, molecular function: protein binding. The record is from RefSeq and is a predicted model, not a curated record. The coding region runs from base 720 to 2882 and encodes 720 amino acids. Lineage: Eukaryota; Metazoa; Chordata; Mammalia; Primates; Indriidae.